This is a messenger RNA of Pyrus x bretschneideri (Chinese white pear), 662 nucleotides long. Its product is annotated as acyl carrier protein 1, mitochondrial. Gene Ontology annotation, molecular function: acyl carrier activity; acyl binding. NCBI's taxonomy places the organism in Eukaryota, Viridiplantae, Streptophyta, Magnoliopsida, Rosales, Rosaceae. The transcript is spliced from 2 exons. The coding region runs from base 16 to 396 and encodes 126 amino acids. The record is from RefSeq and is a predicted model, not a curated record. Gene Ontology annotation, cellular component: mitochondrion. Gene Ontology annotation, biological process: fatty acid biosynthetic process.
AGAGAAGGUAGAGAGAUGGCGCUGAGAGCAGCCGUACUGCAGCACGUGCGAGUUCCGGUACAAACCCUAAACCCAGCCCUAACCCUAACCGGAGGCAAAUGGACCUCACCUUCUCUCCGGUGGAUGUCAUCGCACGGCGACGAUCAUCUGACCAAAAGCGAGGUCACCGACAGAGUCCUCUCCGUUGUCAAGAGCUUCCCCAAAGUCGAUCCUUCCACGGUGACUCCUGAUGUAAAUUUUCAGAAGGAUUUGGGCUUGGAUAGCUUGGAUAAUGUGGAGAUUGUUAUUGCUCUAGAAGAAGAGUUCAAGCUAGAGAUCCCAGAUUUGGAAGCUGUUAGGAUUGACUCCGCUAAUCUGGCCAUUGAGUACAUCUAUAACCAUCCAAUGGCUUCGUAAGUCUCUUUUGCAGCAGCUUUUUCUCUUUGCAUGAACUGUUUGAACGUAAUUUUGUUUCUGCUCAUGUGAUGUGUCGAAAUUUGAUCACCACGGUGGUUGAAAAAUAAUUUGCAUCUGUCUGAAAAGAGUUGUCUUCCUGGAACUAAAACUUACCAAUGUGUAUGCAAUGCUUCAGUUGUAAACAAUGACAUCUUCGAUCCAAUCAGUCUGCUGAUUGGCUGUGUUCCUUCCGAUAUCUUAAAUGCUAUUUACCAUACACGGUUUCA